Messenger RNA from Cornus florida, 2679 nucleotides. Its product is annotated as phosphatidylinositol/phosphatidylcholine transfer protein SFH12-like. The record is from RefSeq and is a predicted model, not a curated record. The transcript is spliced from 15 exons. Lineage: Eukaryota; Viridiplantae; Streptophyta; Magnoliopsida; Cornales; Cornaceae. Bases 426 to 2240 code for a protein of 604 amino acids.
CAAAAUGAGUCGCGAGAUACUGAAUCAUUUUACCGGGAAAGAAGGAAGAGACGUUAGGAGGAGUUGGGUGAGCGGUAUGGUUUGCACUCUCUCUUUCUCUCUCUCUCCAUUUUGGGAACAGAGUGCUUUCUUUCUGUUCCCAAAUGAAUCAAAGCCCUAAAUACCUCUAUCUCUCCACCAUUAUAGAUGUAUUACACACACUUUCUUACUCCCUCUCUCUCUCACCUCUCCGCCUUUUUCUUAGGGCUUCAUGUUCAGAGCAAUAUUCGGUAAUUUAUACUCCACUCCCUCCCUCACGCUCACAUUUUCCAGAGGCAUUUGGCUAGGGCUUGGUUUCUGGCAUCUUUAUUUGUGAUUUGAGUGCUUGAUUCUUCUACCUUGUUGCUGUCACUUCAUUGAUUAACUGAUAAUCUCCAAGUGACAACAUGUCUGGACCCCUAUCGCCUAAACCCGAUCUUGAUGUUGAAAAUAAUGAGGAUGAGAGGAAGACUAGAAUUGGGUCUUUCAAGAAAGCAGCAAUUAGUGCCUCCACCAAGUUCAGACAUUCUUUUGCCAAAAAAGGUAGGAGAAGUAGUAAAGUCAUGUCCGCCGAAAUCGAGGAUGAGUAUGAUGCUGAGGAAUUACAGGCCGUAGAUGCCUUGCGCCAAGCACUUAUAUUGGAUGAAUUACUACCAUCUAGGCACGAUGAUUAUCAUAUGAUGCUCAGAUUUCUGAAGGCCAGGAAAUUUGAUAUUGAGAAAACAAAGCAAAUGUGGGCCGAUAUGCUUAAUUGGAGGAAGGAAUUUGGGGCUGAUACAAUCAUGGAGGAUUUUGAAUUUAAGGAAGUCAAUGAAGUCAAGGAACAUUAUCCCCAAGGACAUCAUGGAGUGGAUAAGGAAGGCCAUCCAGUUUACAUUGAGAGACUGGGGAAAGUAGACGCCACAAAGCUGAUGCAAGCCACAACAAUGGACCGCUAUGUAAAAUACCAUGUACAGGAGUUUGAGAGGACCUUUGCUGUCAAGUUCCCAGCUUGUUCAGUUGCAGCUAAAAAGCACAUUGAUCAAAGUACUACCAUCCUGGAUGUGCAAGGAGUGGGACUUAAAAAUUUCAACAAAGCAGCAAGGGAACUUAUCCAAUGCCUUCAGAAGAUUGAUAAUGACAAUUAUCCAGAGACCUUGAAUCGCAUGCUCAUCAUCAACGCGGGUUCUGGAUUUCGAAUGUUGUGGAACACUGUUAAGUCUUUCCUUGAUCCUAAAACUACAGCAAAGAUCCAUGUUCUAAGUAACAAGUACCAGAGCAAGUUGCUUGAAAUAAUUGAUGCAAGUGAAUUGCCAGAAUUUUUAGGAGGUACCUGUACUUGUGCCGAUCAAGGAGGCUGUAUGCGUUCUGAUAAGGGGCCGUGGAAGGACCCAGAAAUUUUGAAGAUGGUGCAGAAUGGUGAAGCCAAAUGUAGUAGGAUAGCCGGAAAUCAAGCUACAGAUGAGAAAACAAUGUCUGAGGAUGAAACAGAGAACCCAAAGGGGUCUAACUCUUCCAUUAAGGAGGCAGCAUCAGAUGUGGAUCAGUUGCAAUCUUCUUCUCUAAGACAUCCAAGUAGCUAUAUACAGCAUCCAAAAUUCUCUCCUAUUCAUGAAGCAGUUUUUGUUAGCCAAAAUUGCCAUAAACCAUGCGGGUAUGAAGUCCCAAUGGUUGAUAAGACUGUUGAAACAUCUCAGGCAAAAAUGGUAAAUAAUGACAGAUUUACCUUCUCCAAAGCAGCAGAUUGUUUCUCAAUGCAUGAUCCUUGCAAGGCUCCUGAAGGGUUUUGCAAUCAGAGCUCCACUGGUUUCAUGUCCUUUGUUAUGGGUGUUGUCACCAUGAUCAGACUGGCCCGCGACAUGCCCAAGAGGCUCACCAAUGCCACUCUUUAUUCCAGCCCCAUGUACUGUGAUGAUACAAUGAUGAAAGGACAGGCGCACCCACACCAGUUACGAGCACCUACCAUCUGUGGUGCAGGGGAGUACUUGUCUGUCGUGAGACGCAUGGUUGAAUUGGAAGAGAAAAUGACCAUUCUCAGUGCAAAACCUGUAGCCAUGCCCCCUGAGAAGGAGGAAAUGCUGAAUGCUGCUUUAAGCCGGGUUGAUGCCUUGGAGCAAGAGCUCAUGGCGACCAAGAAGACUUUGGGGGAUGUUCUCGUCCGGCAAGAUGAGCUCAUGGCCUAUAUUGAUAAAAAGAAGAAGAAGAAAUUGGGAUUAUCUAAAACCAAUCUAUUCGGCUGGUGAAGGGAAUAAUGGAUGCUUAGGGAUGCUGGGAAAACCGGUAGUGUGGUGCUGUUCUGUUUUCCAAGACCGCCCAAAUGCUAUCUGUUUUCCAAGGUUUUGGUUGAGUGUACAAUGCAGUUAGAAUAGAUAUUGAGUCAUAAUCUUUAACAAGAUUUUCAAAAUCAAUAUCCAUUGCCCUUAUGGUUUGAUUGUAGAAGGGUGACCAAAGUGUGAUACAUUAUAUAUCACUUAGGCAGUUGGUUAGUAGUACUAGGUGAUGAUUGGCUCUGUUGCAAGGACAAGGUGACCCUGGAAAUGUAAAAUAUUAGCAAAAACAGCACCCAAAAUGAGACGGUAACGAAGUGAAAUUCAGCCGUUCCAUGGUUCUUGGGUCCUGAUUACAGAAACAAAUUGUAAUUUUGAUUCUUCUCAUAAUCAAAAUGUAUGUUUGAUUUGUUUA